Messenger RNA from Cicer arietinum (chickpea), 2863 nucleotides. RefSeq names its product la-related protein 1C-like. Gene Ontology annotation, molecular function: RNA binding. The record is from RefSeq and is a predicted model, not a curated record. Lineage: Eukaryota; Viridiplantae; Streptophyta; Magnoliopsida; Fabales; Fabaceae.
CAAAGCUUUCAGAGUUGUUCCGAGAGAGCGAGAAAGAGAGAGAGAGAUCAAACCCUCAAUCCUAAUUUUCUUUCAUCAUCACUUCACUCAUUCAUUAGCCCUAAUCACCCUCACCUCCGAUUCCGAUUUCAAUCCAAUGGCCGUGAAUCAUUCCGCUGUUUCCUCCCCUUGGAACCAGAUUGUGGCCGCCGCCGCCACCGCCGCUGCACCUCCUCCAUCAUCAUCUCCGCCUCCAUCUGCCGCUGUCGUCCACACUUCCAUCGUCAAUUCUGCACCGGUUGAUGACUCUGACAACGCCGCCGGUGGACAGAAUGUCAAUACCGUCAAGAGGCAGGUUUGGAAUAAACCCUCCAAUGCUGCUUCCUCUUCUGUCAUGGGCGCUGAGUCUUGGCCUGCGUUAUCUGAAUCCGCUAGGUCUCCGGCUAAAUCGCCGCUUGAAUCUGUGAAAGCUGUUACCGAUUCGGCGACUUUGCCUUCAUUGCAGGGUACUGGAAGCUUGCUUCCCUCUCCUCAGAGGCAAGUUAGGGAGAACGCAACUGCAAACAAUGUGGCGCCAGGGCCGACUCACCAGAAGCCUUUUAGGCGUGGGAAUUCAAACCUGCUUUCUAAUGGAGGCCACCCGCCACAAAUGUCUGCACCUCAAGGUUCCAUGGUUGUCCCACCAGGGCCCCACAGCCACAACCACACUCCGAAGGACAAUCCACCAAGGGCUGGGUUUGUGCCUAAUGAUCACCAGCAGCACCGAAAUUCAUUCCGGAACAGGAAUGGCGGUCCACAUCAACGUGGGGAUGGGUCUCACCAUCAUAACUAUGGAGGAAGGCGUGAUCAGGACCGGGCAAACCAGGACUGGAAUACUCACCGGAGAAAUUUUAACGGUAGAGACAAUUAUAUGUCUCCAAGAUUUGUUCCACAGUUUAUAAGGCCUCCACUUCCUAGUCCUGGUCAAUUGUAUCCCCCACCACCUCCACCACCAAUUCGGUCUUUUGGGGGCUCAAUGGGAUAUCAUGAACUAGCACCUCCAAUGCUAUAUAUUCCUCCACCGAUGGAGUCACUAAGAGGUGUUCCGUUUGUGCCACCACCGAUGCCACCUAAUGCAAUGUAUUUUCAACCUCAAGAUCUUCAGUUGCAUACGAAGAUUGUAAAUCAGAUUGAUUAUUACUUCAGCAAUGAGAAUUUAAUUAAAGAUAUAUAUUUGCGGAAGAACAUGGAUGAUCAGGGCUGGGUCCCUUUAAAUUUAAUAGCAGGCUUCAAGAAAGUCAAGCAAAUGACUGACAAUUUUCAGAUUGUAUCUGAUGCUGUUCGAACUUCAUCUGUUGUCGAAAUGCAGGGUGACAAAAUAAGGAGAUGGAAUGAUUGGAAGAAAUGGAUCAUGCCUUCUACUCAGUUACCUAACGUUGCUGGCUCACAAAAUAUUGGACAGCUAGCAGAAAAAGUCCAAAGCAUUGCUUUGGAAGCAACUAAAAAUGGUGCAGCUGGAGGAUUAGAUGUUUCACAAAUUAGACCUCCGAGUGAUUCAAAUAAUAAAUAUCUGAUCUCCACUGGCGAGAAUGCCGGUCAAAUUGGCAUUCAAGUUUCUGAUUAGAUCUGCAGUGCAGCAAAAAUAUUCUUUGGAGGGAAGGAGGAAACGGAUCUAACACGUUGUGAUUUUUUACGGAAAGAGGAAACGGGAUUUAACAUGUUCUGAGUUUUUACAUGCGGCAAUGUGAUUUCUCAUGAGGUAUAUGAGGUAUCUAGUAUAAUGUGAUUGAGAAAUGGUGAGAAAAUAUCUUGACUUAAAUAUGUUUUUGUUCUUUGUAAAUACACAAUUUUUUUUUAGUUCUGUAAAAAAAUUUAUAUGUUUUUAAUCUUUACAAAUAUACCAUUUUUUAUAUUUAAUUUUUGUUGUUUUGUUUUAGUCUUUGUAACAUUUGUUUAGGUUGGAAUUGAUCCCUCCAAUAUUAUUUUAGUCCUUAGGUGGCUAUAUUUGAGGGACUAAAAUCAAAUGCUCUACAUUUUACUAAGAUCAAUUCCAAUAUAAACAAUUAUUCCUAGGACUAGAACAUGAAAAAAAAAUCAAAGGCCAAAAACAACAACUGGUAUUUUUGCAAAGAUUAAAAUCAAAGAAUUUUUUUAUGGAGACUAAAAACAAAAAGUUGUAUAUUUGUAAAAGAAGAAAAACAUAUUUAAGUUCAACAAAAAAAAAAUCCAAUUGGUGAAAUGGCUCUCACAAAUGCACAUUUACAUUUUCUAUGAAGUGGAGCUAGUAGCAUGACUCUUCACUUUUGUUCAUAUGGGUUCUCAUAUGAGGUGUAAUGUUCCUACUUUGAUUGUGGGAUGGUUGGAAAAUUUUCUAUAUUAGAAACCAGAAAGAGAAGCACAAGUUGACUGAGUUGGGAGGACAUGUCCCAACAAAGGGCGAGAAUCGACAGUUUUUUAUGGGGUGUGUGUCUUCUUUGGGGGUCAUCUUCCCACAAGGUCUAUGAGAUUGUUAUGGGUGUUGAAUGGAAUUUGAGUUUGAUAUAAGCUACUAGUUCACUGAAUGAGAAAGAUGUGGAAUUUGUGCUGACGGAGCUGGUCCUGCAACUGCAUUAUACAAUGAUGACAUCAUGUUCCUCACAUCAUAUUUAGAAUGACUUCAUAUUUAAACUUUUGUUUUCUUUGUUUUUAGUCUUUUUUCCUAGUUUUCCUUUAUUUUUAACUUAGGCAUAAGUAUCUCAUGUGGUACUAUAUAAACUUUAACUAUCCUGAUAGUUAAUGCGACUUGAACUAUCCAGUCUGUUAGAGAAGUUUUUGUUAGUGUUACGAUCAAUUUUGUAAUAUAAUUAUCAGUGCUUCGUAAUGGAGCAUAUUAUUAAAUUAAUGCAUAUUAUUAAAUUAAUGCUUA